AUGCAAGCGAGAGAAGCCUUGAAGGUCGCUAUGUUGGCUGAAACGCAGUUGGAACGUGCUCGGCGAGGGGACCAGGAGAUCGCAGCAGCGUUGCUCAAAGAGUUUGGCCGACCCUUGACUCGGACGGUACCUUUGGCUACCCACGAAGAGAGAGUGCCAGUUUCAUCCAAGAAACUGCCACAAGCCUCUCCAGAUCUGCCACCACGACCAAGGAAGCCGCCGUACCUCAACUAUGAUUCUCAAAAGAAUCCCUUCUUUCGACCUCGCGUGCACAAUCAGUCUCAGGCAAUGAUGAUGGCUUCGCGUCUCAAGCAAACGCAACACAGACAUGAUCGAUCAGAUAACCUGCAUUAUCAGGCAAUGCUUGCUAGCACGGAAGAUCAAUUCUACCAAGCUCUGUCGAUGCCCGGAGAAGUCGGCUGGCAUGCAGAAGUCAAGCUUGCGCGAGCCGUUCUGCAUGAGCAGAUGAAGCAGGCCAGUGUUCGUCAGUCAGAGCUUUGGGACAUCCUGGAAGAAGAACACGAAGACCGUUGGCGACGCUACAGAGAAGAUAUGGAGGAGUACACGCGUCAGAGGAGAGCACGGUUCGUACAAAGAGCGCAGCAAUCAUAA
This is a messenger RNA of Protomyces lactucae-debilis, 612 nucleotides long. RefSeq lists its product as uncharacterized. NCBI's taxonomy places the organism in Eukaryota, Fungi, Ascomycota, Taphrinomycetes, Taphrinales, Protomycetaceae. The transcript has a single exon. The coding region runs from base 1 to 612 and encodes 203 amino acids. The record is from RefSeq and is a predicted model, not a curated record.